AGUACGCUAGGCUCUGGGGGCAAAACAUCUCGGCCUUGGACCUCGGAAACUCGCUACUACCGUCAGUCAUAAGACUCCAUCUUUAACUCAUCCAAGUGAAUCUUGCCUCCUUGUCUCUUCUCCAACAACACAAUUGUUUUAACGCCUGUUCUACAAGCAAUCAAUUCUUCACCCAUAGCCUUUCUUCAAAAUGCCUCGUCAACGUCGUGGACCUGCCCCUGCGCCCUCGCGGCCCAUGGCCGCUCCCCAACGGCCGAAUGUCGCACCGCCUCAGCCUCAAGCUCGGCCUGCUAGCACUGCGGCGCACCCUCCUCCUGCUCAUGCUCCUCCAGCCCAUGCCCCUGCGCAUUCUCCGGCCCAGGCUCAGGCACCUGCUCCCGUCUCGCAGGGUCCCGGUCUCUUCGGACAGAUGGCCUCUACCGCUGCCGGUGUCGCAGUCGGUUCAUCUAUCGGCCACGCCAUUGGUGGUCUCUUCAGUGGUGGCUCAAGCAGCGCGCCUGCUGAAGCACAGGCUGCUGCCCCACCUGCGCAGGAAGCUUCCAGCCAGAGCAGCAGCUGGGGCCCUCGGGGUUGCGAUGUUGAUGCCAAAAACUUCACAAAGUGCUUGGACGAGAACCAGGGCAACAUGCAAAUUUGCAGUUGGUAUCUUGAACAAUUGAAAGCCUGCCAGUCCUUCGCUGCCAGCCAUCAAUAAGGUAGUGCUCGAGCAUUACUCAUUUGAUGGACUUUUGCCGUAAUGUCGAUUACUGGGGCUUUGUUAGGAAUGCAUAGCAAACGGCUGCAUAGUGAUCAUUCUUGUAAAAUAGCUAGAUGAGAUGGAGGGGUGCGGAACUACGGCAAUCUCUGCUCACUCCACGACAUAGAUGGGUAUUGAAACUUCUCAGCUAUCCAACAACUCUUAGAAUUGCCAUCUUGAAUUAUCUUGUUCAGAUCGCCUGAAAUUUGCGUCUAGGCGUAAUAGAGUUCAUGCUUUUGACCAUUUCCUUUCUCAUUAAUCGUCCUUCUUUUGUGGUUCGAAAUUGAGCUACAUAUCUGAGCGUCACUUCAUCUAUGAUUGUUGUCGGGAAGACGUACCUGAUUUCCAUUAUACAGUUGAGCAUCUUCGCGAUUGCUAGAUUGAGUUCUAAGCGU
Messenger RNA from Xylona heveae TC161, 1131 nucleotides. RefSeq lists its product as hypothetical. Gene Ontology annotation, biological process: mitochondrion organization. Lineage: Eukaryota; Fungi; Ascomycota; Xylonomycetes; Xylonales; Xylonaceae. The transcript is spliced from 3 exons. Bases 191 to 694 code for a protein of 167 amino acids. Gene Ontology annotation, cellular component: nucleus; mitochondrion. The record is from RefSeq and is a predicted model, not a curated record.